Molecule: messenger RNA, 1674 nt
Organism: Manduca sexta (tobacco hornworm)
Lineage: Eukaryota; Metazoa; Arthropoda; Insecta; Lepidoptera; Sphingidae
Exons: 13
Coding region: 41-1657 (538 amino acids)
Source: RefSeq, a predicted model, not a curated record
GUAAACAGGAGUUAGAAGCCACAAUAUUCAGUGGAACGCAAUGGACGAUGCGCUCACGUGCUUAGACAAAAUGUUGGUCGCGAGCGUUGUGCUGGUCGCGUCGGCCCUGGCGAGCGCCGGCCCCGCCACCGAGUCAUAUAAGGAUCAGUUUUGUACGGACCCAAGAACAAUGAAGAAGUACGAGCCUUACGUGGAGUGGGCUGACGAAUACUCCUGCACAAGGCACAGGUGCCAGCCUGGAGGGCGGAACCUUGCCAUUUACACUGUCGGUUGCAAACGCGUGGAGGCUCCGGAAUCAGCAAUCGAGUGUGAAGAAGUGGUUGAAGAUACGAACAUGCAAUUCCCAUUCUGCUGCACGAGACUAAGGUGCCUGGUAGUGGUGAGAGGCGAGGUAUGGACCAGGGUGCUCGGGCAGCCUUGGGAGCACCUCCCGGCCGCACCCUGGAGUCACAUGUAUAAGAUGAAGAAACCGCCGCCCGGCGACACCUUCCUUCCCAAGACUCCAGAGCAAGGUCCAGUGUACGAGCUGAUGGACCCUGAAGCAAACAACCCACGAGACAAGGUUCUGAGGGCCGGCAAGACAACAACAACAGAGAACCCUGAUUGCAACGAUGUGGUGCCGAGGUCUGCUCCGGCGCCUGAUAUCGUGAUAGCAUUAUCUACAAACAGCGACCAGAAGGAACAUAAAAAGGGAGAAAGGAAGAGACACAAGCGAAUCCAUAAGUCAAGUGCAUCGCAGAACAGCAUGCCAGAAGAAGGACAUGACCAGGAGCUUCAGGAGAUGGAAGAUGCUGCGUUUACUGAGAAACCGCCGGAACCAGCAUCGGAGGAGCGAUUCAACGUCAACGCCUAUGGGGUCACACAGAGGAUACAAUUUAAAAACCAACACCACCAAGUGUCCUGGACGGAGAUACCGCAGAAUCAGUGGAGUGAACACGAAACCCCUCCUGAAGCUGAUGCCAACAAGGAAAACAAUUUUCCUCAAGAAUUUCCUCCCCAAGAGCCAGAGAAGAAGGAAGAGAAGCCAAACAAUCUCCAGGCUUUGGUAGAUGCCAUCGGUACCAGGAUGAGGGAUAUCGAGAAUGUGGUGCAGAGGAUGAGCGAGAAGGUUCACAGAGACAAAGUACCUGAGCCCGAGUAUGGAAGUUUGGAAAAAAGACCUGAAAUGGAACCCCAUAAACAUCACAAAGACAAUAACGAUGUAGAAUAUGGUAAAAUGAAGAAACCAAACCCAGAAGGAGAUCAUUAUAAAAGGUUUUCAGUAAGGAAUCGUGGAAGCAAGUACCUCCACGGCAUGGCGGACGCCACCACCGAGCAGCCGCUCUUUAUAGAGGACAACAACAUGAACGGAUACUUCAGCGAUGCCAGCAACAACGUGCUCAGGAGAGCGAACCACCCAAAGGAACCAGCAGCAACGUACAUGGCUCCUGUAGAUACACGUAGAAAGGCACCGUCUCAUAUCGUCCUCUCAGACUCGUCGGGCGACCAGAAAAAACGGAAAAAGCACCUGCACAAGAAAAAGCGCGGGAAAGGCCACGGACAUAAGAAGCACCACGGCAAGGAAGAGAAACGGAAACGUUUUACGAAACUAAGCUCAGCGGAGAGUGAUAAAAAUGCCGUCUCCUUGGAAGACAGCAGCGCGGUGACCAAUAAAUAAUUCUUCAAAGUUGAUAA